Molecule: messenger RNA, 4574 nt
Organism: Scatophagus argus
Lineage: Eukaryota; Metazoa; Chordata; Actinopteri; Scatophagidae
Gene: zbbx
Product: zinc finger, B-box domain containing
Exons: 19
Coding region: 412-3744 (1110 amino acids)
Biological process (GO): cilium movement
Cellular component (GO): motile cilium
Molecular function (GO): zinc ion binding
Source: RefSeq, a predicted model, not a curated record
UCGCGAGAGGCGUUGGUUGCCAUAGUUACGCCAGUCCCAACACAAACGCCUUGAGGACAGGCUGGGCAUACUGCCGGCGAAAACCUGAAAUAUUGGAAUAGAGAUUGUGAAUUAUUUAAAUGUUGGCUUUAAUUUACCGACAGUGAAGUACGUUGUAUCUAAACUGAAAGGUUAAGUGUGCUAUCACGAGCUGGUAAACCAAGACGAGAGAGAUAAAAUAAGUGUUUUCAGCAAUGCACAGAGUUAAAGUGCUGUGAAAGUUACCUGUAACGAUGCGUAACAGCCCCCUGGUAGCUUCACGUUUACAAGAACCUUGCAUUAAAUUCUUGUGUCUGUCUAGAAGAGAGUCUUUGUAAACAGCUACAGCAAAAGACACAGGAGGAAUACCUGAUUCCCUCAGAAAGAAGAGGCAUGAAUUUAAAUGACUUUGUGGUGCUUUCUAACAACAAAGCCAAAUCCGUCAAGCUCAAUGUCAGGAACUUGCAGGAACUGCAGAUGGAGACGGUGACUUUGGCCCAGGAGAGCAACGAGAUGGAGGAUAAACUGCAACAGCUGAAAGAGAGCAUGAGCAAAGAGAAGCAGGAGAGAGGGCAUUUUGGAGGGUUUAGAUGGAAGUCUGGGCAGGGUGGUUCUUUAAACCGCACCAAGAAUAGCGAGGAGAAAAUGCUCCAAAAGCUGUCAACAGGCAAGGUUAAGAUUCGAGUGCUUAAGGAUGAAGCACUGACAGCUCCAAAUCAACCACCUCCUCCUCUGCCUACCAUCAAACUUCAGACGACAAGAAAAAGCAGGCUGAGGGGAACAGACUGUGGACAAUGUGAAGUCAAGACUGCAGGACUAAUGUGUGCCGAAUGCUCAGAAGACUACUGCAUUGGCUGUUUUGCCAAAUUUCACCAGAAGGGGGCACUGAAGCUCCACAGAAUGAUCCCCAUUCAGACAGACUUACAGACUCAUGUGACCACUCGAGAUAUUGUCAACUGCUUCCAGACACAGAUUAACCCAAGCUGCCUUCCUGGUACCUUUACGAGUCUUCAUCAAAGUCCCAAUUCCAAACCUGGUCCCAGUCACACGAUCAAGUCCAACACAGUUUCCAGAGGAGGAGGAGAUCAGAAGUCAGAAAAAGGAACAGAGGCUUCUACAAAAUCUAUGCGACUGCAUCCUCAUCCCAGCCAGGUGUUGGCUGCGAAUCAUGGAGAGGAGCCAAAGGUUGAAAUGAUCGAAGAGGGGCUGGAAAGUGAGGCUGAAAGGGGAUUUCCCACUGCUCUUCUUAGAGGAGAGUACAAUGAGGAGGAGUCUGCAAGAUUUUUCCAGGAGGCCAUCAGACAGUGGAGAGGAGAGAAGAGUGACAGAGCAGGAGAACUCAUAACUGACGAUGCAGUACAGACACCUGGCCGACCAGUUUCAGUGUCAGCUAUGGCGACCCAGGCUGAUAUCACUCCAGACCAAGCAGCUGAAGGGCGAGGAAGAGGAGGGUGUAAAGGGAUGGUUCUUCUGGAAUUCACAGAAAACAGCCUUACAUACACAGACAGAUUACUUCUCAAGAAGCUUCACAGGACACCAAUGGAAACGUAUCAUCCAUUGUUGGCCUCUUGCACAGAUUCUCAGUUAUUACCUAACACAGACACUGAGGAGGAGACUGCACUCAGCCUAAAAGUUCAGGAGGAGGAUUUUCGCCGCUACUAUGCAUCAUUGUUUGCUGUCCAUGUCAGCAGAGGCAGGACUGAGCCUCAGAUUAUUACACCUGAGUCGUGUCUGACCAUAGAAGUCCUGGAUGAGAGAGACAGAGAUGGAGAUUUUGUUGCCGAACAAAGGACACACCACAACAGAGAGGUUCCCUCUGCUCAGAACGACCUCAGUAAGGGAAGAUCACUGGUGCUCCAAACAGCCAUAACAAGUAGUGAGUCCUCAAGAAUGAGCUGCUCUUCUGCCAGUCCAACGCAACCAUUCAGGCAGUCUAGAGCACCAGCAAAACCCAAAGCAGCUCAGAAGCCUCAUCUGUCUAAGCCUCAGACUUCACAAGCAGAAAGCCCAAUGAAAUCAUCAUCCACUAAAAGUAAACCAUCAGCACGCCCCACUGCUGAGACUCCAAGGACUUCAAAGACAUCAAUCAAGACACCAACCUUGAUGCCACAAAAGCCCAAUUGGUCCCCCACUGUCCAUAAAUCAAAACCUGACCAUGGAUCACCACCACUGUUGUCCUGUCCCUCAUCACCACAUUUCCAAACUGACAUCCCUAAAUCCUCACAAGCUUCUGUUUCAUUUCCUCCUGAUGUCACUUCUUUGGCUUGUAACAGAUCACCAAUCUCAGAGGAGCAUCUCUUCUCUUCUCCAUCCAUGCCGUUCUCCCUUAGGUCUACAUACACAAUCUCACCAUCAAGCUCCACUGAGUCAAUCUUAUUGCCCAAGGUUUACCAAUCACCCCCACUUCAGAAAGACUCAGAUUCAUCCCUGCCACCAGAGCAACCGCAGUUUUCCAAGUUAUUCCCCGAACCAUUCUCAUUACAGAAGCUUUCCCAAUCCUCCUCAAGCAAUCUGGAAUCCUCAAGGCAAUCACAACAAUCCAUCUGUGAACCAGAGUAUCUUCUGUUAGAUAAUCAUCCUGAGCUUCCCCUGUCACCUGUGUCUUCCAGUCAACAUCCACCAUCAGAAUCUCUUGAACAAUGUCCACCUCUAGAAACUCUAUCCAUUUUAUCUCAUAAUGAGUCCCCUCCAUAUUCUAGACAUAGGUCACUUCUAACAAAUGAGGACACUCCAGUAUUUAUGUCCUCUACCCCUAUCGCUGGUGAUCAUGAAUCAACUCAGUCACUUCAGAAUGCGCUGCUUGUCCCUUCACUUCCAUCACAUCUCUUAAAUGUCUUCCAGAAUCCUGGGAAAAUGAAGGAGGAAGAGGAGCUAUCAAUAGACAGUGAAGAUGAAAUGUCCAGUGAUAGCCUGGGUCUGGCUCCACAUGAGGAAGACUCUUCAGACGAAGAAGCACAGAUGCACAGACAUUCAACCAGAGAGCGAUCCAGAGAGGAACAGCAAGGGAAUCAAUUCAUACAUGCAGGAAGAGAGAAAGCUAUGCAGACUGAUGAGAAAGAACAGCUGUCAGAACCAUCCACGGUGAUGCACAAGCAAAGUGCUGGGUCUGGAUCAGAGCAUUUCUGUGAUCUGGAUGGGCUUCUGCCGCAGGGUUUGGACCUGAAUUCUGGUCACUCCAUCACACCAGAAUGCACACACUGUGACGCACAGCAUACAAGACAAACUUCACCAUAUGAUUCAGACUCAAAAGGGUCAGAAGGUUAUUGGCCAAGCAGCAGCCACAGUACUUAUACUCAGGAACACCUGGUUUCCAGAAUGAUGAUGGACAACCACAUGCAGCCAGCUGGAAUUCAGAUUCACUCAGCCAUAACGACCAGGGCAGGAGAAAUAUCAGCAAAUGAACUAGGAACCGGUGCUAAGUGGUCUAACUUGGCUGGCAAAUCCACACCAACUCUGUCUGCCUGCUGCCCGUCCCGUGCCAUGUUGGGCUCGGAAUUGGGUCUAGCAUUGCGUCCGUUGUCACGAGUGGCCAAGGACAUCAUGGAGAUCUGCAAUGUGGAUCAGGCAGGCUGUGAAGACCCUGACCUGGAUGAUGACACAGCAGCACACACACUCCACGAACUUGAAGGGGCACUCAGACUCAUGACUAAGGGUACACACACACACAUUCGAUACAUUCAUCAAGUCAUGUAUUCAAAAACACUAUCAUGCUAUAGCCACCGAUGAUCAACAUAUUACAAAGUAUUUGAUGUUCAUGACUGUAAUAACCGAAUAAAGGUAUAGUGAUAUUAAUCAUGUUAAAUAAUCAUGUUUGAUUGCAGUUGUGAUGAUGGUUUUAAAAUUAAAGGCACUGACCUCCCUUAAUGUCAACCUCAGAAACAGAGAAGCAAAUUUCAGUAUGUGGUGCACAAGGCAGAGGAAGUCAAGAUCAACAAAGAAAUCAUCACUUCACAAGGUGGGUAAUAUUCACACACAAACUAAUGUAAUCUUGGGUCCGAGAAUGAGUGUGCAUUGCAUCGGCCACCACCUGCCGACUCAGAGCAGGUCAGCAGCUCGGGAGGCUUUUGCUCCCUAACGUUUUCAUAAACCUCUGUUAUUUAUGUUUGUUUUCCAAUAUCAUUCUACAUUUUUCAACCAGCUGACAUGUGAACACACACACACAGUGUGUUCUGAUUACUCACCAGUGCCAACAAGGCAAAAUAAAGAUUAACAGUUUUUGCCGGCUCUGUAAUCCAUAGCUUCCACUGAAGGUUUUUCCUUUACUCUGGUGGUCUUUGCAGCCAUCUGAACAAAGCAGGUGUCUGUUUCAUCUGCACUAUUUGACUGAAGUGAUGUUGUCACAGUCAAGCCACAGCUUUGUGCCCCAGAUGGUUGUAGAAUAACCACAGAAAUCGACGUGCGUUAGAUCAUCAAGCCUGUCAUUUAACUACUGUAGUCUUCACCCAAACAAUAAAUAACUAGGGGAACAGCUGUGCAUGUCAUCGAGACAUUAAGAUUAAAGAUUUCAGAAAUAAAAGAAAAAAUCAGCAAAUAGCAAGCAAAGCAAAUAGCAAUAA